Messenger RNA from Folsomia candida, 1394 nucleotides. RefSeq names its product mucin-2-like. The transcript has 2 exons. The coding region runs from base 155 to 1360 and encodes 401 amino acids. NCBI's taxonomy places the organism in Eukaryota, Metazoa, Arthropoda, Collembola, Entomobryomorpha, Isotomidae. The record is from RefSeq and is a predicted model, not a curated record.
CAAUGAGAUUACGUAAUUGCAUGAAAUUUCGGUAUAUAAACCUCAAACUCAAAUUAAGUUAGUACAUAGUCGUCUGAUCACCUCGGUAGUAAUUUUACACCUUGUAAACACCAAAAUAGUCUUGCAUGGGUGAAAUUUCGGCAAACAAUUAAUUAUGAAGAAACUGAACUAUGUACUGGAGAAAAAUUUUAAAUUACCGUCAUUCCAAACUUGCGGUCUAUUUUGUUUCACGUUGGUGUUCUUUGGAAAUGCUCUGGCUGAGGAAUUAAUUCAAACACAAGUUCGGAACUCAGACUUUAUUAAUACCACAGCCCUCAACUCUCGAAACGGGAGAAAGUUAUUCAAGGGGCCCGGAUUUUGGUUCGCCGAGGGAAUUUUGACCAGCUUAUUUAAUGCAGCAAAUCCACCACCUCGGCCGCCAACUAGAACCCCUUCAACUACUACAUCCCUACCAACUACGACAACUACAUCGCAACCAAUUACGACAACUACAACAUCCCAACCAACUACAACAACACCAACGACUACCACAUAUAGACCGCCAACAACCGUCCCUACAAUUACACCAGGACCGCCCAUAACUGUCCCGACAAUUACGCCCCCACCGCCGAUAACUGUCCCGACAAUUACACCACCACCGCCGAUAACUGUCCCGACAAUUACACCACCUCCGCCGAUAACCGUCCCGACAAUUACACCACCUCCGCCGAUAACUGUCCCGACAAUUACACCACCUCCGCCGAUAACCGUCCCGACAAUUACACCACCUCCGCCGAUAACCGUCCCGACAAUUACACCACCUCCGCCGAUAACCGUCCCUACAAUUACACCACCACCGCCGAUAACUGUCCCGACAAUUACACCACCUCCGCCGAUAACCGUCCCGACAAUUACACCACCUCCGCCGAUAACCGUCCCGACAAUUACACCACCUCCGCCGAUAACCGUCCCGACAAUUACGCCACCUCCGCCGAUAACUGUCCCGACAAUUACACCACCUCCGCCGAUAACCGUCCCGACAAUUACACCACCUCCGCCGAUAACCGUCCCUACAAUUACACCACCACCGCCGAUAACUGUCCCGACAAUUACACCACCUCCGCCGAUAACCGUCCCGACAAUUACACCACCUCCGCCGAUAACUGUCCCGACAAUUACACCACCUCCGCCGAUAACCGUCCCGACAAUUACGCCACCUCCGCCGAUAACUGUCCCGACAAUUACACCACCACCGCCGAUAACUGUCCCGACAAUAACUGUCCCUACGACAAUCAGAGCACCGCCGAUAACUGUCCCUACAACAAUCAGAUCACCGCCGGUAAGUGUUCCUACGAUAUCUACUACAGUAAGUGGACCCUAAGUGACUGCUCCGACUACAAUAAAAAUAGGGACAA